CAGAGGCUUUGCCACUCCGUGUCCGCAUCUGUUGGCUGCCUCCAGUUCGCUUUAGGCUCGGGCCAGAUAACCCUCUCUCCACCUUUCAGUCCAUCCACCUCGCCGCUUCCUUUCUCCACGCAGCCAUGAGGACCACUGUGGUUGCUGUUGUCAUGGUGAUGUCUUGCGUGAUGAUGGCGUACGCUGACGUGAAGCCGCAGAGAGAUUUCAACCUGCAGAGAUUUGCAGGGAAAUGGUACCGCGUGGGCCUGGCCUAUGACUCUCCAUCUUUUGCCCCAUUCAGAGAGAAAGUGAAGGCCUCCAUGGGCAUGGUCACACCACUGCCAAACGGCAAUGUCAACCUCACAAUGUGGGACGCCACACCUGUAGGUUGUCAGAUUAUGGGGUACCAAUAUGAGAAGACCGCCGUACCUGGACAGUUCACCUAUUUCAGCACACGCCAUAACAUGGUGAAGGACAUCACAGUGGUGGACACAAACUACACUGAAUACGCUCUGGUUCUCAAAUACAAGGCUUUUAACAGAGAGUACACACAGGUGGCGCUUUACGGUCGCUCUCAAACAGUCAGAGGUGAAAUAAUUAAUAAGUUUAAAGCCUUUGCCUUGUCCCAGGGUUUCCCCAGAGAGUCUAUUGUGACUCCACCUCCAGCAGGAAAUUGCCCACCAUCAGGAUCUGGACAUUAGGUUCCCUGAUGCACAUGAGAUAAGAGUGGCAGCGUAUACGGUUGUGCUGCUCCAGCUCUGGAUUCUCCGCUCCUCUCGUUUUCCCUGCAUUUACUAUGAAGUACUACAAAGAACUCUCUUUUUGCAAACGUCAUGAUUCUGGCUACAGUGAUGAUAUUAUCAGCAAAUAUUGCUAAUGAAAUGUAUACAUCAUCGUCUUGUACUUGCUUUUUCUUUCUAAUAUUUUCUACCUACUAUGUUUAUUGUUAUGCACCAAAAUACCAAAGUAAAUUCCUUGUAUGUGUAAACCUACAUGGCAAUACAGCUGAUUCUGAGUCAUGCAGUGUUUUACAUUAUUUUCAUAGUUCUGUUAUGCUUACAUAGUAAUAAAUAAACAAUAUUAACUAUUAA
Micropterus salmoides (largemouth bass) is the source of this 1073-nucleotide messenger RNA. It is a transcript of the gene ptgdsa, whose product is annotated as prostaglandin D2 synthase a. The coding region runs from base 126 to 683 and encodes 185 amino acids. Lineage: Eukaryota; Metazoa; Chordata; Actinopteri; Centrarchiformes; Centrarchidae. The record is from RefSeq and is a predicted model, not a curated record. The transcript has 7 exons. Gene Ontology annotation, molecular function: small molecule binding.